Molecule: messenger RNA, 2670 nt
Organism: Lathyrus sativus (Indian pea)
Lineage: Eukaryota; Viridiplantae; Streptophyta; Magnoliopsida; Fabales; Fabaceae
Source: the annotation of a GenBank genome assembly
AUGAUGGAUGGGCGGAGGCAUUCUGUUGAUAUACCGAUUUCUAAGGCUCUUGUGGCAUUGAGGAGAGUGAGGUCAUUGAGGGAUCCAUCAACUAAUUCAAUGAUCAAGCAUUCUUCUUUGAUUGACAACUUACAUUGGGAUAACCGGUCCGGCAAUGGGAUUUCUCUGUUGUUUCCGGAUGAUGUUCGUGUUUGUGAUUCUGAUGAUAGUGGUGCUUUUAGAACAAGGAAUUUAGGUUUUGAGGGGGAAAGAGAUAUGGGUGGUGCUACUGGUUUUGAAUUGAAUCAUGGUCUGUUGAAUUUUCGGCCGAGUGUUUAUGGAAGUAAAUCGCCUAAUGAAAGCUGUGGUAGUAACCAUGGUGGUAAAGGAUUGGGUACGAAUGGUUUCGAGGACGGGGAAUUAUGUCAUAGAACAACGGGCAAGUCGUCUAAGUUAGGGAGAAUAGAUCGCAUUAAGUCAGGUAAAAGGCCGCCGCGCAAGAAUCAAGUUAAACCAUCUCAUGUGAUGGGAGAUACUGCUAGUCAUUUGAGCAGUCCGAGCCGUUCUGUUCGUGAUGCUUUAUUGCCCCGUGGUACCUUGGGGUUUAUAAAUCAAGAUUUUGAUGUUCAAGAUAAUAGUGAUAAUGGAUGUGGAUUAAGUUAUUGUUGGUCGAAGUCACCAAGGUUUGAAGAGUCGGAUAUUUAUUGUGAGACAGAAGAUCGACCCUUGAUAUUGCACUGCGUGGAGGACAUGGAGCUUCAUGAACAUGAAAGUGCGAGACAUAAUGGUGGCGAAGUUAGUCCAAAUUUGGAAACACCUAGAAUGUUAUCUAUGAAAUUCAGGCCUAAAUUGUUUGGUGAUUUGGUGGGACAAGAUGUGGUUGUUAGGUCUCUUUUGGGUGCAAUUUCUUGUGGAAGGAUAACAUCGAUUUAUCUUUUCCAUGGUCCACGCGGUACGGGCAAGACAUCUGCUUCAAGAAUAUUUGCUUCGGCGCUGAAUUGCCUUGCUGUCGGGGAGCAAAGACCGUGUGGUCUGUGUAGAGAAUGUGUUCUAUUCUUUUCUGGAAGAAGUAAAGAUGUUAAGGUAGUGGAUUCUGUGAAAAUCAAUCAAAUGGACCAGGUUAAAUCACUUGUUAAGAAUGCAUGUUCUCCUCCUGUUUCCGCAUGUUUUAAGAUUUUCAUUAUCGACGAGUGCCAGUUAUUGAACGAGGAAACGUGGGUUUGCCUUUCAAAUAACCUAGAGAACAUUUCUCAACAUGUGGUUUUUGUGAUGAUCACUCCUGAUUUGGAUAAGCUUCCUCAAAGUGCAGUUUCCCGGGCUCAGAAGUAUUACUUUCCAAAGGUUAAAGACGCUGAUAUUGCAUGCCGAUUAGGAAAAAUUUGUGCUGAAGAAGGUCUUUAUUACGAACAAGCAGCAUUGAACCUUAUUGCUGCAAAAUCCUAUGGUUCUGUUAGGGAUGCAGAAAUUAUGCUUGACCAGCUAAGUUUGCUUGGUAAAAAGAUUAAUGUUUCUUUAGUUUACGAGCUUACCGGGAUUGUUUCGGAUGAUGAAUUGUUUGAUUUGCUAGAUUUGGCCCUAUCACCUGACACCACAAAUACAGUUAUAAGAGCUCGCGAGCUGAUGAGAUCGAGGAUAGAUCCUAUGCAACUUGUAUCACAGUUAGCAAAUCUCAUAAUGGACGUCCUUGCAGGGAAAUGUGACUAUGAAGCGAGAUGUAGAUUUUCUAGUAGAUACACGACGGAAGCAGACCUUCAGAAACUUAGCCAUGCAUUGAGAAUACUCUCCGAGGCCGAGAAACAAUUAAGAGUUUCAAAAAAUCAAACAACAUGGUUCACUGUAGCUCUUCUACAGUUAAGCUCUAUUGAUUAUCCUUCCACAAAUGCAGAUGGUACCAAGUUGCUUCUGAGAGGGCAGAGCUUGGAACACCUUGCUACAGGUAGUUGUGAAAACAAGUCAUUUAGAUUAGUGGCACACGAGGAUCACGAAGGAACACUUGAUUCGAUAUGGUAUAAAGCUAUCGAGAUAUGUCAAUCUAGUCAGCUCAAAACUUUUCUCAGAAAGAAGGGAAAGUUGUCUUCACUUCACGUCGACCAAUCUACUUCUUGCCUUGCUAUUGCAGAGUUGGAGUUCGGCCAUCGCCGCCAUGUAUCCAAGGCUGAGAAGUCAUGGAAAUCGAUAGCAAGUUCCUUGCAAUGCAUAUUGGGUUGUAACAUUGAGUUGAGGAUCACUCAUGUACCUCAUACUUCUAAUUCACCGAAGAGGUUAUCUUUCAACAUGUUUAGUUGUUCGCGCAAAAUACAACAGAAAUCUUCCUCGUCCAAUGAUCAAGAAAGUGAAAUAGACUAUGCUGAUUACACUUCUCAAAAACCCAUGACAAAGAAUACAACUCUAUCUUCUUCCUCCGAUUGUGGAUCCCAGGAGCCACCUCUGAAGUCUUAUGAAGGAAUGGAUGUCAUAACGACUCUGAGGAGUUGUGAAGGGAACUUGCUCAGCUCAAGAGAAAGAUUUUUGAAUACGUCUUCUUCUCUAGAAACUAUGGGAGCAUCAUGUUCUAGAGUUGAUUCUUACAAUGAAGAGGGACACAAUGUGGCACAUGUAGUUCCAUCCGUUCGUAAUUCAGAUAAUCAGUCUAACUGUUUUCCUCAAACUCUUUGGCUUCAAAAGAAGUUCCGAGCUUCAGGAACUACUUGA